This is a messenger RNA of Melanotaenia boesemani (Boeseman's rainbowfish), 4462 nucleotides long. It is a transcript of the gene ints2, whose product is annotated as integrator complex subunit 2. Gene Ontology annotation, cellular component: integrator complex. The transcript has 25 exons. The record is from RefSeq and is a predicted model, not a curated record. Gene Ontology annotation, biological process: snRNA 3'-end processing. Bases 350 to 3985 code for a protein of 1211 amino acids. Lineage: Eukaryota; Metazoa; Chordata; Actinopteri; Atheriniformes; Melanotaeniidae.
UCUAGUGAAGGCAGGAGUAGUUCAGCCUCCUGACUGACAGUCACCGUUGCUCCUCUCUUCAUUGAGAGUGUAAUUAACCUCACUUUUACACAUUGUAGUUAUUAUAAGGGGGAAAUUAAGUACAUAUGACGUUAAAAUAUAACGCUUCAGACUGUCCAGCAACCGACCGGCAUCAGUUGGGACGAGCUCGUCUGUAAUUGGCUCAGUCUGGAGGGCUGCGCUCUGUCGGUAACUUACACCGUUGGGCUGACAGUACACAACACAGUCCGAGGUCGGAAGGCCUUGAUGGUGAAAUUUCAAUUGAAAAUCCCAUAAUAAUUUCCAUAAGUGAGAGUUGAGAUACAGAGAGAUGGCAGACAGCACAGGGCUGCAGUUUGUCAGCUCUUAUGCUUUUGAAGCCAUGCAGAAGGUGGAUGUGGUGCGCCUGGGUGCCCUAAGUGACCCAGAGCUGAGGCUCCUGCUCCCCUGUCUGGUAAGAAUGGCUUUAUGUGCGCCUGCUGAUCAGAGCCAGUCCUGGGCACAGGACAAGAAGCUCAUCCUCCGCCUGCUCUCUGGAGUGGAAGCUGUCAACUCCAUUGUAGCACUUUUAUCUGUGGACUUUCAUGCCUUGGAACAGGAUGCACGGAAAGAGCAGCAGCUUAGGCACAAAGCUGGUGGCUCCAACGGUGAAAGCAUCCUGGUGUCGCAGCUACAGCAUGGCCUGACCCUGGAGUUUGAACAUAGUGAUCCCCUCAGGAGACUCCGUCUGACUCUCAGUGAACUCCUGGCCAUCAUGAAUAAGGUGGCAGACUCCAAUGGGGAGUUUUUCUUAAAGUCCUCUGAGCUCUUUGAAAGCCCGGUGUAUUUGGAGGAGGUGGCAGAUGUCCUCUGCAUUUUACAAGCAGAGCUGCCUUCCUUGCUGCCCAUCGUGGACGUGGCGGAGGCUUUGCUUCAUGUCCGCAACGGUGACUGGUUUCUGUGUUUACUGGUUGCCAACGUGCCUGACAGCUUCAGUGAAGUUUGCAGAGGCCUGAUCAAGAAUGGAGAGCGUCAGGAUGAGGAAAGUGCGGGUGGUCGGCGCAGGACUGAAGCCCUCAGGCAGCUCUGUCAGAUGAACCCUUCCCAAGCUCUCAACAUCAGAGCCAUGGUGGUGGAAGAGUGUCACUUGCCUGGUUUGGGAGUGGCACUUACUUUGGACUACAAACCAGAUACAGCGGAUGAGGCAGUCAGUCCGCUUGUGUCUUAUGUCAGCGGUCUCUUGCUGGGUACCAACAGCAAAGUGCGCACCUGGUUCAGUUUGUUCAUUCGCAACGGACAACAGCGGAAGAGAGAAAGCAGCUCCGUGCUGUGGCAGAUGCGUAGACAGUUGCUGCUGGAGUUGGUCGCCAUCCUGCCACGCUCACGCAGCACCCACUGUCUCAAUGAUGACAACAUGGAGGAUGAAGGGAGCUCAGGGUACUCUGGCCUCAGGGAGGAGCAUGUGGUGAAGGCCAGCGCUUUGCUCCGACUUUACUGCGCGCUUAUGGGCAUUGCAGGACUCAGACCCACAGAUGAAGAGGCAGAGCAGCUGUUGCAGCUGAUGACCAGCCGACCUCCAGCCACUCCUGCUGGGGUUCGCUUCGUUUCUCUGUCCUUUUGCAAGCUGCUGGCCUUCCCCACGUUGGUCAGCACUCCAGAACAAGAACAGCUGAUGGUCAUGUGGCUCAGCUGGAUGAUAAAAGAGGAGGAAUACUUUGAGAGUGCUGCAGGCGUGUCUGCUUCUUUUGGAGAGAUGCUAUUACUGGUUGCCAUGUAUUUCCAUAGCAACCAGCUCAGCUCCAUUAUUGAGCUGGUGUGCUCCACUUUGGGGAUGAAGAUUGCCAUCAAGCCCAGCUCUCUGAGCAAGAUGAAGACCAUCUUCACACAGGAGAUUUUCACAGAGCAGGUGGUUACAGCCCAUGCGGUUCGGGUUGCAGUGACCAACAACUUAAGUGCCAACAUCACAGGAUUUCUCCCCAUUCACUGUAUUUACCAGCUGCUUCGGAGCCGUGCCUUCACCAAGCACAAAGUGUCCAUUAAGGACUGGAUCUAUCGUCAACUCUGUGAGACAACCACACCCAUCCACACCCAACUGAUUCCUCUUAUUGAUGCCUACAUCAACUCCAUCCUAACUCCAGCAUCCAAAGCCAACCCUGAAGCUACUAAUCAGCCUAUCACUGAGCAGGAGAUCCUCAGCGUCUUCCAGAGCUCUGCAGGGCAAGGGGACAGUAGUCGAGGAGGACGACAGCGCUAUUCCAUCACCACACAGCUACUGAUCCUUUACUACAUCCUGUCUUUUGAAGAGAACCUGCUGGCUAGCACUAAACAGCUGGCACUGAUGCAGAGGAAGCCAAAGUCCUACUCAGCAGCUUUGAUGGACCAGAUACCCAUUAAAUACCUGGUUACCCAGGCCCAGGGGCUGCAGCAGGAGCUGGGGGGUCUGCACUCUGCCUUGCUGAGACUUCUUGCCACCAACUACCCCCACCUGUGUCUUGUGGAGGAUUGGGUGUGUGAGGAGGAGGUGACUGGUACCCUGCCCCUGCUGAGGAGGAUGAUGCUUCCCACCAAUACUUGUAGAUACACUCAGAACCAACUUCACCAGGCCUUCCAGAAGUUGCCAUCCAGCAGCCCCAGGCUCAUGCAGAUCCUGGAGCAUUUAACACUGCUAUCACCGGGAGACCUGAUCCCUUAUGCAGAGGCCCUCACAGCCAGCAUGGCUCUGCUGCUGGAGCCUGCUGUGCCCCGCCGCAUACUGCAGACCCUCAACAAGCUCUGGAUGGGUCUCAACACUGUGAUGCCCCGCAGGUUGUGGGUUAUGACAGUAAACGCCCUCCAGCCUUCAGCUAAGCUGCUUCGGCAGCAGAGGUACACUCAGAAUGACCUGAUGGUUGAUCCUCUGAUUGUUCUGCGCUGUGAUCAGAGGGUGUACAGGUGUCCUCCUUUGAUGGACAUUGUCCUACACAUGCUCAAUGGCUACCUGCUGGCCUCAAAAGCCCACCUACAGUGCCACCUGAAGGAGACGGCUGACUUUGAUCGGCAAAGUCAGACUGUUUCAAACCUGGGGGUGCCGGGACAGCCGGAUACACCUGAGGUCACCAGGGAGGAGCUGAAGAAUGCCCUUCUAGCUGCGCAGGACAGUGCAGCAGUUCAGAUUCUCCUGGAGAUUUGUUUGCCAACCUCAGAUGAGCAGCAUCUGGGAGCCACCACAGAGAGUCUUUUGAAGAGGAUUCAGAGCCCCAUGCCAGGGAAAUCAAAGCAGGAAAGCAUGGGGCCGGCAGCCCGGGGGGUCGUAGAGGACCCUGAACCAGAGGGAGGCCUGCUGAGCGACUUACGGGAGGUGCGGUGUCUCAUCUGCUGUCUGCUGCAUCAGAUGUUCAUUGCUGACCCCAACAUUGCCAAGUUGGUUCACUUUCAGGGUUACCCUCAGGCUCUGCUGCAUCUAACUGUAGCAGGCAUCCCCUCCAUCCAUAUCUGUCUGGACUUCAUCCCAGAGCUGCUGGCCCAGCCCCAGCUGGAGAAGCAGAUCUUUGCCAUUCAGUUGCUCUCAUACCUGUGCACCCAGUAUGCCUUACCCAAAUCCCUGAGCGUGGCCAGGUUGGCCAUUAGUGUCAUGGGCACUCUCCUGACAGUGCUGACUCGUGCCAAGCGUUUCUCCUUCUUCAUGCCAACUCUUCCGUGUCUGGUGGCUUUCUGCCAGGCUUUCCCUCCGCUCUAUGACGAUGUGGCAGCUCUGUUGGUACAAGUGGGCCAGGUUUGUGCUUCUGAUGUGGCCACCAAAGCCAGGGACAUCGACCCUCUCAUCGCUCGUCUGCAGAAUCUGAAACAGAAACCUCAGGAGGCUGUGCUUCCAGGGGGGGGCUCCUCAAAGCCGACUUUACCCCACAAGACAGCAGAGGAGUUGGGUGGAGCUGACCCCGAUGUCCAGCUCUGUUACUGCAUCGAAGCCACCUUCAUGGACAUUAUCAGCUCCACACUUCACGGACUAUAGAGCAGACAUGUUUUAUUUGGGAGCAGAGGGAUUUCACUUUAACCAACAACCUCAAACACUGCCUCUGAAAGAUGCGGUUAAGAGGGCUCCUGUCAACAGAAAUCAAUCAGCUGCAACAAACAGACUCUACUGUCGCCUUUGUUAAGGGCCUUCAGGUAAUGACAGGUCGUAGCUUCCUCUCAUUCUGUGCCACAUGGGUCACCAUAUCCAUUCUAGUCAGCUCAGUCUGGACUAAAGCUUUUUGUGUGAAACUAAGUAUGUCAUUAUUUGGAUUGUACUUAGAAGAUGUGUGAAACUGCUCUUUCACAAGUUGUACAAAGCACUAAAAUAAAGAAUAGGUUGAAAUUUUUGAACAUGAAAAGCUUAUUUUUCUAAUUUGUGACUCUUGUAACUUUUGCUUUAAAGUGCUAAAAUGAAAGUUUUGCUUUUACUUUUGUACUGUAUUUGUUUGUAAUAAAACAUUGGAAAUAUUUGACU